GCACACAGCACCAUCAUAUUCUGGGAAACUCACCUGUGAAGUAAGCCCACCCUCCCCACCAACACCAUGACCAACUCCUGCUGCUCCCCCUGCUGCCCGCCCCCCUGCUACAGCACCACCCACUGCAGGACCACCUGCUGGAAGCCAGCCUGCGUGUCCAGCUGCUGCAGCAGCGCCCCCUGCUGCCAGCCCAGCUGCUGCCAGCCCAGCUGCUGCCGCCCCACGUGCUGCCAGACCAGCUGCUGCAGGACCACCUUCCAGCCCAGCUGUGUGACCAGCUGCCGCCGCACCCCCUGCUGCCAGCCCAGCUGCUGCGUGGCCAGCUGCUGCCAGCCCAGCUGCUGCCAGUCCUGCUGCCGCCCCAGCUGCUGCAGCGACCCCUGCGGCCAGGCCGGCAGCUGCACGCCCGUCUACUGCACCAGAACCUGCUACCACCCCACGUGCGUCUGCCUGCCCAGCUGCUGCCAGCCCUGCUGCCGCCCGUCCUGCUGUGAGCCCAGCUGCUGCCGGCCCUCCUGCUGCAGUAAGCCCACCCUCCCCACCAACACCAUGACCAACUCCUGCUGCUCCCCCUGCUGCCCGCCCCCCUGCUACAGCACCACCCACUGCAGGACCACCUGCUGGAAGCCAGCCUGCGUGUCCAGCUGCUGCAGCAGCACCCCCUGCUGCCAGCCCAGCUGCUGCCAGUCCAGCUGCUGCCGCCCCACGUGCUGCCAGACCAGCUGCUGCAGGACCACCUUCCAGCCCAGCUGUGUGACCAGCUGCCGCCGCACCCCCUGCUGCCAGCCCAGCUGCUGCGUGGCCAGCUGCUGCCAGCCCAGCUGCUGCCAGUCCUGCUGCCGCCCCAGCUGCUGCAGCGACCCCUGCGGCCAGGCCGGCAGCUGCACGCCCGUCUACUGCACCAGAACCUGCUACCACCCCACGUGCGUCUGCCUGCCCAGCUGCUGCCAGCCCUGCUGCCGCCCGUCCUGCUGUGAGCCCAGCUGCUGCCAGCCCUCCUGCUGCUGAGCAGAUCCUCAAAAGACCAUGGUCAUCACACAGCACCGACUCACCAUUUGAGAAACAAAUUCAUUUCCUGCUUUUCUGACCACCAACACGCUCUCACUGAAAUUUGUUACUCUGUGAAUCAGCUCCAUGGAGUGCUAAGUACCUCACCCUGAUUCUCUUCUUCCCAUGGCAUCUUCCUGUAGACUCAAUUUGGAGUUCGGGUCUCAGCUGAGUUUUCAGUCGAGAUCUUCACUCAUAGAUUUCUCUAACUGAUCUACAAUCUUCACAAUCAUGCUUACUUUCUCAAGGUACUUGUGUUUCUUGUAUCCUGCCUUCUUUCCAUCAUCACUUUGUGUGAUCUCCUGAGUAACAGAGCUUCUUACCUGUGUAUUUCUUAAUAAAUUCAAAAGUAUCUUUCAUCCAA
Messenger RNA from Oryctolagus cuniculus (rabbit), 1411 nucleotides. The record is from RefSeq and is a predicted model, not a curated record. NCBI's taxonomy places the organism in Eukaryota, Metazoa, Chordata, Mammalia, Lagomorpha, Leporidae.